Molecule: messenger RNA, 4026 nt
Organism: Aedes albopictus (Asian tiger mosquito)
Lineage: Eukaryota; Metazoa; Arthropoda; Insecta; Diptera; Culicidae
Gene: Stt3B
Product: dolichyl-diphosphooligosaccharide--protein glycosyltransferase subunit STT3B
Exons: 6
Coding region: 338-2668 (776 amino acids)
Biological process (GO): post-translational protein modification
Cellular component (GO): membrane
Molecular function (GO): dolichyl-diphosphooligosaccharide-protein glycotransferase activity
Source: RefSeq, a predicted model, not a curated record
CUACGUGUCAUCGUCAUCGCGUUUUGCCGAUCGAAUCGACAACACUCCUCAAAAUUUUCAUUCCAAAAAGUCUCGCCGCGAUCGAACCACCGCACUAGUGCCGGGCGACGAACGGAAGAAAAAGUGCAAUUUUUCCGGUUUCUACAAUGACCGCAUAGAAGUGCUGAUAAGCGGGACAUUGUCGUGGAUACGCGGGUGCGAUUUGCCGAUGUGAUAUUUUCGUUCAGAUUGAGAGAAAAGGAAAAGUGGGAAUUGUGACACGACGGUUCGGUUGUUGGGGGCCGCUUUGGAAAAAUACACUGGAAGGGGGCGCAGGGCGGAGGAGCCGAAUGAAAAAAUGAAUCGACCGAGCAAGAUAAACUAUCGGAAGACGGCCGGCUACUCGAGUUUGAUCACUUUUGCCGUGCUGCUGCUGGCGUGGCUGUGCGGAUUCUCCAGCCGGUUGUUUGCCGUCAUCCGCUUCGAGAGCAUCAUCCAUGAGUUCGAUCCUUGGUUCAACUACCGUGCGACGGCGCACAUGGUCGAGAAUGGGUUUUACAAGUUUCUCAACUGGUUCGACGAAUCGGCCUGGUACCCGCUGGGUCGUAUCGUCGGCGGAACCGUCUAUCCAGGGUUGAUGAUCACUUCCGGCGGUAUCCACUGGUUGCUGCACACGUUGAACAUUCCGGUGCACAUCCGGGACAUUUGCGUGUUUCUGGCACCGAUCUUCAGCGGACUGACGGCCAUCUCGACCUACCUGCUAACCAAGGAGCUGUGGUCGGCCGGAGCUGGGCUGUUUGCCGCCAGCUUCAUCGCCAUCGUUCCCGGAUACAUUAGCCGUUCGGUGGCCGGAUCUUAUGACAACGAGGGCAUUGCCAUCUUUGCCCUGCAGUUCACCUACUACCUCUGGGUCAAGUCUGUCAAAACCGGAAGCGUGUACUGGGCCGCUUGUGCCGCGCUGUCCUACUUCUACAUGGUUUCCGCCUGGGGAGGCUACGUGUUCAUCAUCAAUCUGAUCCCGCUGCACGUGUUCGUCCUGCUCAUCAUGGGCCGUUACUCGCCUCGGCUGUUCACAUCGUACACCACGUUCUACAUCCUGGGACUGAUCCUGUCGAUGCAGAUCCCAUUCGUUGGGUUCCAACCGAUUCGGACGAGUGAGCACAUGGCCGCCUCCGGGGUGUUCUUGCUGCUGUUCGCCGUGGCCGCUCUGAAGCAUCUGCAGACGGUUCUGUCCAAGCAGGAGUUCAAGAAGCUGUUCAUCAUCGGAGGUUUGGCUGCUGCGGGAGUCGUGUUUGCAGGUGUCGUUCUGCUGACCAUGCUGGGAGUGAUUGCCCCUUGGAGCGGUCGUUUCUACUCGCUCUGGGACACCGGUUACGCCAAGAUUCACAUUCCGAUCAUCGCUUCCGUAUCGGAGCAUCAGCCGACGACGUGGUUUUCGUUCUUCUUCGAUUUGCACAUUCUGGUCUGUACCUUCCCGGUGGGCCUUUGGUACUGCAUCAAGAAGAUCAACGACGAGCGGGUCUUCGUGGUCCUGUAUGCCAUCAGUGCCGUCUACUUUGCCGGCGUGAUGGUCCGUUUGAUGCUGACUUUGACGCCGGUGGUUUGCAUUCUGGCCGGUGUGGCCUUCUCCGGGCUGUUGGAGGUGUUCCUGAAGGAAGAUGCCACUCCGAACAACAAGGAUGCCAACGAUUCCGAGCAAGAGGAGACACCCAGCGAGAAGAAGCAGCUGUAUGAUAAGGCCGGAAAGUUGAAGCUCCGUCCGAAGCACGACAGCUCGUCGCACGGGGCCCACGGAGAGCAGAACGCUGGAAUGGGAUCGAACCUGAAAAGCAUUGUGAUUGUUGCAAUUCUGAUGCUGCUGAUGAUGUUUGCCGUGCACUGUACCUGGGUUACGUCGAACGCCUACAGCAGUCCGUCGAUUGUGCUCGCCUUCUACAACAGUAACGAUGGAACCCGCAACAUCCUGGAUGACUUCCGUGAGGCUUACUACUGGCUGUGGCAGAAUACUGCUCCGGAUGCUCGCGUCAUGUCCUGGUGGGAUUACGGCUAUCAGAUAGCGGGUAUGGCGAAUCGGACAACCCUGGUGGACAAUAAUACGUGGAACAACAGCCACAUUGCGCUGGUCGGUAAAGCCAUGUCCUCGCCGGAAGACAAGGCGUACGAGAUCAUGACCUCGCUCGAUGUGGACUACGUGCUGGUGAUCUUCGGAGGCGUGAUCGGAUACAGCGGGGAUGAUAUCAACAAGUUCUUGUGGAUGGUUAGGAUUGCCGAGGGAGAACACCCGAAGGAUAUCCGGGAGAGCGACUACUUUACCGAUCGGGGUGAGUUCCGGAUCGACGCCGAAGGUGCUCCAGCUUUGCUGAAUUGUUUGAUGUACAAGCUGAGCUACUACAAGUUCGGAGAGCUGAAACUGGAUUACAGAGGUCCAGCCGGGUACGACCGCACCCGGAACGCCGUCAUCGGUAACAAAGACUUCGAGCUGACCUACCUGGAGGAGGCGUACACCAGCGAGCACUGGUUGGUCCGGAUCUACCGGGUCAAGAAACCGCACGAGUUCAACCGGCCAGCCCUGAAGGCGGACGAACGGGUCGUCCCGGCCGGCGACUUUGUGUCGCGGAAAACCUCCAAGCGGAGGAAAGGUCUCAUCAAGAACCGUCCGGUCGUGGUGAAAGGAAAGCGGAACAAGUAAAUCAGCCCCUGAACCACCAAUGAUCCUACCUACAUACAACUACUCCUACCAAUUCCUCCCCUCAACAACAACUAUUGAAUACCUAAUCUGACUGAGCGAACGAGCGGAACCAGGUGCGUGGACGGUAUGUCUUUCCGUGUGAUUUCGUAGGGUCUUGUGUGUAGAAAGUCGGUUAUUUGUUUAGUUUUUAGGUACUAACGACAUUACCAUCUUUGCUGCUACUGCAAUGCCGGGGCACGGGGAAAUCGUUUGGCGCACUGCCCAUUUGUCAUGAAGAUCGUUGACUAAGUGGAUUUACUGGUUUUAUUGAGGUUUCGAAGUUAUCCGCAACACCACUCGUCGCCGUUGUUGUAACUACGAUCAUUACAACUGUAACAGAUUCCGUGUUGAUCUCUGGUAACACUGUAGGCUACAUGUUGAUGCCGUGGCCAAAUUAUAGGCGUUAAAACCUUAACGAAUCCUCAACAAAACCAGAAAAUUCACUUGAGUGGGGUUAGCACAAUCCCUUUUGGCAUGACCGAAGAUGCCAAACGGAUCAUACCGAACCGAACGAUAGAUACCUAAGUAGCAAAAGCAAAAGUACCCCUCUCAUGUGUUGAUUUUUAAGAAACGGGCAGUGCAUUUAGGAAUCCUACUUUCGACAUUUCGUUUGUGUUAUUUUUAAGAAAUUUGGUAGGCACUUUUUUCGUUUGCCUCACAAUGUUCAGGAAAAAAAAACAAUCGGCUAACCUAGUUGUACCGUGGAAGAGAAGAGAAAAAGCCAAAUUAUAUGAUCAUAAUCGUAAAGAAGAAAAAAAACAGAAUUGGUGAUACACUCCUACGCAACCUUAUUGAUCUAUUGAUUUGUUCCCAGGUGACUAUACUGCAUAUCACCACAAUCACACUAGUAAAAACUUAAAUUUUUAGAAAUACAAACCAUAAUCGAAUCGCGUUAACCUAGGUUAAUCACAAACACUGCAAUCCACUUUGCGACGCACCACGUUUGUUUUAGUUUUGGAAGAAAUCUGGAAGUUUGUCUUUCACACCGAACAGCAGUAUGCGUUCCGAAUUCUAUUGGAUCUGUAUGUCCGGAUAUGAAGUUCGGUUAGCAUAUAGCAAAGCACAGUUUGUUGCACACCCAGAACUUUUCGUGGAAGUGGAUUUAGUUCUUUGAUAAAAAAAAUCUCUGAAAACCUCCCAAGGUUCACACAGGCAAUGAUAUGCAUGCAUACAGGUACGUCACUGUGAACAAUGGGCGAGGAAAACCUAAAAUACGCGUAGGUACGGACGGGAGUGAAUGUGAAAACACAGUACAUUACAGAAACUAAGCGAUUGCGCGAUGGCGAAUAUAAACAAUAAUAGAAACAAAUGGCACAGUU